ACAAAUAUUCCAAGUAUGUGCAGACAGCGGAGAGGCGCACACACAGCAGCUGGGGGAGCUCAUACAGCGAGCUGCGGGGCUACAGCUUAGGGACGGGGAGAUAUGGAGCUCCGGCUGGGGAACGGAUGCUCGCACACAGCCCGCUGCUGCUGCUCCCGCUGAAUUUGCGGGGCACACAGGGGAAGGAAUGGCUGAUCCUCUGCGGAGGACUUUAUCCAAACUGCGGGGGAAGAGAUCCAAGAAGGGUCCGACAGGGGGACUCGAAGCGGAGUGUAACGGAGAAGGUAAAGAGCCAAGGGAGGCGAGCGACUUGGGGCGUAAAACAGGAACGCCCCGGGAGAGCUGUGAGAAAGUGGGGGGCUAUAGUGCAGACAGUGCUGGGGAAUGCAGACGGAAUGACAGGGGAUGCAAGGCAGGGGGCUGGUGUCCCCAUAAUCAUAAUAAUAAUAACCUCUCGCAUUCCAUGUGUGAAGCUGAUACUUCAAGACAUGCACAAGAGAGCAGCCAUAGUCCCAUUAAUAACGAUUUAGGGUACUGUCAAAAUGGGAUAUCUAGGGGGCCCUGGGCAAACCCACAGUCUAGGUCCUGUAAUGUUGUACAUAAUAGACAGGGAUCCUUUUCUUAUGGUCAGGUAGUACAGUCCCCUGGAAGUGCUUCUUAUUCCCAGUCUCCUGGGUUUGAAGAGCAGUGGACAUCUCCACAUAGUGCCCCAGCUCCUUCAUGUGCCAUAUCCUUCAGGUACCCUCAGGCUUCAGAGAUCAGAGCAUCCCCAGAGAUUAACACUGGCAAUGGAUCUCCUGCCUCUGCUGACUGCUACUCAGGUUUAUGGGGAGGUGGCAGAGCAUUCACCACAGAUGUCCACAUGCCAUCCAUUAAUUAUUCUGGGUCUGUUGCUGAUUCUUUUGGUAGGAGUAAUCAGAAUCACUCAGAAGACAGUGAAGAAGAUGACUAUUAUGAUAAUGAGAACUUGGUCUGUCGUGUUAAUGAGACUCAUUGUAAUCAUUUAUAUAUAGGAUCUAAUGUAGUGUGUCCAGGGACAUCACAGAUCCACAGGACAGAAACAUCCCAAGUUGUAGAUUAUGGGUACCAGCAGAGAAAGGCCAGGGUGGAUAUUUACAUGGAGACUGAUAGAUUGAGGUCUCAAUUACAAGAGGCAUAUUAUCUGCUUAUACAUGCUAUGCAUGACAUGCCUGUUGAAAAUCACUUAGAUAAAGUAGUCAUAAAGACAGAAAGGUGCCCCUCCAGCUCCCAGGAUAGCGUUUACUCCCAAUCUUCAGCCAGAGCUAUAGAAAGUGAUGUGUGGUCCUCAGAUGAAGCUAGUCCAAAGCAGUUGUCUCAUAGUGACUUAAUCUCUUUGAAUGCAUUAACUAGCAGUGAGAUUAACAGAUUAAAAAUUUAUAGUAAAAGUUUGGAUGCUAUAUGCACUUUGCCAGUACAUGUGGCCUUGCAAAAGUCUCAAAGUGAUACCCUUAUAAAAUAUAGCCCUAUCAGUAGUCAAGCAUCAUCUGAUUGUGAAUUUAACCAGAACCAUCAAGUUGCUGGGGAUAUGGACAAUGAGGGAGAUGGCAGCCCUCAGGUUGUGAUACAGACUGUCAAUUGGGGGAGCUCAGGGAGUAGAGAUGAGAUUAAGUCAAGUUACUCAAAUAAAGAGCCAAGUGACUGCAGUUAUAUGGUUACCAACUGCAAAGAUCCAACAGCUGUUACAAGUGGGAACCAUGGCACCUCACCAAAGUCACCAGGGCUAACUGUGAAGAAAAUGCAGAAAUGGAUGUACAAAGGACGCUUGUUAUCUUUGGAGAUGAAGGAACGCAUCACUGGAUCCUCUCAGAGAGCUGGUGGAUCCUGCAAGCCAGAAUCUAGCCAUGCGGGCAGCAGCAGCAGACCAGAGAUUCUUCAGACUAUUUCAAGAGCAACAGUGAAUGUGCCUGGCGAAAACCAGAGUCUCCUGCAGACAGAUUUGAUAGAAAAUGUUUAUGCUUCGUCAGUCAUCAGACGAGAACUUAAAGUCACCGAAGUCAACGAGCAGAAUCUGCAGAAAAACCACAUCACUGUAUCAAAAAAACGCAAUUGGUUAACUCAGAGUAGCUUCAAAUACCAACACCGGGAAGAAAAUCAUAGGUCAAAGAAAUUUCUUGGUAAAAAUCAAACUCCAAAUUCUUGCAGUUCAGGAGUUAAAGAACCUCAAACUCUAGUUUCUAAGGUGGCAAAAGAGACACAUAGCCGACCUCAAGGGACUUCCACUGAAACUGCCCUUUCUAGUCCUACGAGCCCCUCAUCCCUGUCCAACUGUGUCUCGGACGUAAGUGAGGAGAACGAUGCUGAUGAUGAAGGAGAAAUUUGGUACAAUCCCAUCCCUGAGGAUUAUGAUUCAUACCUAUGUAGAGAUCAGCCGUCUUCCCGAGCACCUACCGUUCCUGGAAGUGAUGCCCGGCAAUCACCGGUAUAUUCCGGCGGACUUCCACCUUCUGCUAUAAAUGCAGGCGCUAUGCAGACAUCUUCAUCAAGUGAGAUCAGUCAUGAAAAUUCCUCACAUUCCACUGACUACAGCAUACAGCUACAGAAGCAGAGGUUUGCGUGCAAGACUCAGAUGGGCUUAGCUGCCGAGGAAAAUAUAAGCCAUAAAUCUAACGAAGCAGGUCCUGUGGUCCAAAGUCCAAAUAAGACCACAUCUUCUGCAACAACUGAGUUUUCUCCUCCAUCCAGUCCAAACCCAUUAAAAAAAGGAGGAAGCAUUAAUUGGUCUCUUCCAGAUAAAAUUAAAUCCCCAAGGACGGUUCGAAAGCUGUCAAUGAAAAUGAAAAAGCUACCAGAACUCAGCAGGAAGUUGAGUGUCAAAGGGACAUCCAACAAUGUCAACUCUGACAACUCUGCUUCCACAUCAAAAGGUAACUGUCGGGAUAUAAGCCGUGCUCGAUCUCUUACAUCCUCUGGAAAUACAACCACUGCAGCAAGUCGAAAUGUAAUAAGCCGAUACCACCUUGAUAGCAGUGUAUCAUCACAGCAGAGUUACAAAAAGAAAAAUUCAGGCAGUUCCAAAUCUUCAAGUAAAGGGGGGUAUCUCAGCGAUGGUGACUCGCCUGAACUUAUUGCAAAGUCAGGUAAACAUGGGUCAGAGAAUAGGUCCACAAAGGGAAAAGAAGCACUUCCAGGCAACAAUACAAAGACAGAAAUAGACAUUGAUGCUUUUCGGCACUAUAGCUUUUCAGAUCAACCCAAGUGUUUCCAGUACAUAUCAGGACUCAUGAGUGUCCAUUUUUAUGGAGCAGAGGAUUUAAAACCACCACGAAUAGACUCAAAAGAUGUAUUUUGUGCAAUCCAGGUAGAUUCAGUAAACAAAGCACGAACAGCUCUACUAACGUGUCGAACUGCUUUCUUAGACAUGGACCAUACCUUUAAUAUUGAACUUGAAAACGCACAGCACUUGAAGUUAGUGGUGUUUAGCUGGGAUCCAACGCCACGUAAGAACAGAGUUUGCUGCCACGGAACAGUAGUUCUACCUGCACUUUUUAGAGUAACAAAGACUCAUCAGCUGGCUGUUAAAUUGGAGCCCAGGGGGAUGAUCUAUGUUAAGCUAAACCUUCUGGAACAAUGGGAGAACUCUUUAGACAGGCUCGGGAUUGAUCGGGAGCCCGUUGUUUUUGGAGUUGAUGCUCAAAAAGUUGUUGAGAAAGAAAACGUGGGAUUAAUGGUACCUCUCCUGAUGGAAAAGUGCAUUGUGGAGAUUGAAAAUCGAGGCUGUCAGGUUGUGGGUCUUUAUCGCUUAUGUGGCUCCGCUGCUGUGAAGAAGGAGCUCAGAGAGGCGUUUGAGAGGGACAGCAAGGCAGUGAAUCUGUGUGAGAGCCAGUACCCAGACAUAAAUGUUAUAACAGGUGUUUUAAAGGAUUAUUUAAGAGAACUGCCUUCCCCUUUGAUUACAAAGCAGUUAUAUGAAGCAGUGUUAAAUGCCAUGGCUGAGAAACCCCUAAGAAUGAUCGGAAGUGGUUGCGAAAAUGACAGCAGGGACUCGGGGCACACCGUGGGACUUCUUGACUGUUUGCCGGAUGUGGAGAGGGCAACACUGAAGAUGCUGUUGGACCACUUGAAGUUGGUGGCCUCGUACCAUGAAGUGAAUAAGAUGACCUGUCAAAAUUUAGCUGUUUGCUUUGGGCCUGUCCUGUUGAGCCAAAGGCAAGAAACGUCCAACCAUAAUAACAGAGUGUUCAUCGACUCUGAAGAACUUGCUAGUGCCUUGGACUUUAAAAAACACAUUGAAGUGCUCCACUAUUUGCUGCAGCUUUGGCCAGUUAAAAACACAUCGUCCAAAGAAUCCGAAAUAAACUGCUUGGUGACCAAACAGCAACAACCAUGCUUGAGAAGGAAGAAGCAGCGCCCACAGAUGCUCAACUUGAGCUCCACCGAAAUGUCCGGUGUGCUGAGGCCAAGGGUCGCCCGACUGGACAGUCCCUCGAGUAACCGAUACGCGGGAGACUGGAGCAGCUGUGGAGACAGCUAUUUCGUUACCUCAAAGGAGGAGGCAGAUGAUGACGAUGUUCCUUCUGAGGACGCUGACAGAAGAGUUUAUAGCGUCAGGACAGAAACGCACAUUGUAAAUCAGUAUCUUAUAUCCAAAGAACUCAAUUCCUUUCUAACAAUGGAGGAAACAGACCUGUCCGAGGGAAUGGGUGCACAUCUUCAUGACCUUCAGGAAAGCAUUGACACGCUCAUAGGAAACCUUGAGAAAGAACUGAACAAAAGUAAAGUACAGUUGUAACCUGAAAGAAAAUGUAAACGCUACUCGUACCCUCCAAAAUAACUGUGCAGCAGCUGUCUGCAUCUGCUUUUGCUUCGUCAUGUGAUGACAUUGUAGUAUAACUGUUUCUUCUUAUUAGAAGAAUAUUUUUGAUUUAACCCUUUUGGGUAUAUUUUUUGCCUUAAACAUUCUCAUACUGUGCACCCUACAGAGGCUUUGCUUCACGGUACAAUGGGGACUAUAAGACUUUAAGUGCACUUAAGCUUUUUACAUUGUGUAUUUGAACAGUUGCUAUAGCCAUUCUUUCUGGGAUGAGUUGAUACACAGGAUAGCAUUUCUUUAAUUAAUAAAAAAAAAAAAAAAGAGAGAAACAAAACAAUAUGCAUUGGUUGGCAAAUAUUUCCUUAAAGGGACAAUAAACCCAAUUUUUUUCUUUCAUGAUUCAGAUAGAGAACAUUUUAAACAACAUUCCAAUUUUCUUCUAUUAUCUGCUUUGCUUAGCUCUUUAGAUAUCCUUUGUUGAAGAAAUAGCAAUGCACAUGGGUGAGCCAAUCACUUGAGGCAUCUAUGUGCAGCAACCAAUCAGCAGCUACUAAGCCUAUCUAGAUAUGCUUUUCAACAAAUGAUAUCAAGAAAAAUGAAGCAAAUUAGAUAAUAGAAGUAAAUUAGAAAGUUGUUUAAAAUGGCAUGCUCUAUCUAAAUCAUGAAAGAAAAAUUUUUGGUUUCAUGUCCCUUUAAGAUUGACAGUGGGUUCCAAGCCAAUAAAGCAAUUGCUAUUUUUUUUCUUGUAAAUUUGCAAAGCAAAAGCUGAUUUUUAUUUUAAAUAUUCCUUCCCUGCAAUUUAGGAUAAGCAAUCACAUUGUAGAGCAAUGUGUUACUGGUCAGGAAAAGGAGGAAAACGUCAUGGACAAAUACAAAAAGUAUUGUGUUUAUUCUAACAGUCAUUAUUUAAAUAUUCUUAAAAGUUCAUCCUAUUUUUCUUACACUACAUUUUGUAUCCAGUGUAUUAAAGCUUCAUGUUUUUUUAUGUCUAUAGAAUCUAUUGAGGAAACAGUACUAGCUUACUGAUAAUUAUGUAAUACGUACUAUAUACGUUACAGAGCCAGUCAUAGAUCCUUUCCCCCCCCCAAAGGAUUGGUUCAUUGUAUAUCAUCAUAUGAAGGUUAGAAAUGUUAUUUUAGAACACACUUGCAUGUAAUCUUUCUCUUGCUCACUAAUUUUAUAUAUAUAUACAUUCACACACUCACACCACACACACUCACACCACACACACUCACACCACACACACUCACACACACACACUCACAUACACACACACUCACAUACACACUCACACCACACACACUCACAUACAUAUACACUCACACACAAACUCCUCUUCAUGUACUACUCAGAGCCUAAACUGCUUUAUUUUAAAAACUGAGUUUUUUCAGCGGAAACUACAUAUGGCCACCUAAACAGCUUGUCUAUAAAAUCUUCCUUUUCAUACGUUGCUGUAGUGCACUAUGGAACUCUGGGAUAGUGACUGGUUUUCAGUGCUUGUAUGCAAAUGAGAACAUCGAAUAUAUACUUUUUUUUUUUUUUUAACACAUGACCAGUUGUAUAGUGCCUGUUAUCAUUUGGAGACGGCAUUGGGCAUCGAAGGGUAUAGUGAAUAAAAAAGAAAAGAAAUUAGUCAUGCAUCAAAUGGUAAAGGGAAACAAAUCAGUGACAUAUGCUGGUGUACCGUGCACACAGCAGUAUUUUUACUAGACACCAUAGCCUUUGGGCAGGAGAACACCUGUUGACAAGUGAAAGAAUUAUUGGAUGUCACCGUCUGACUUGCACCCAACCUCUACUGACUCAAGUGUCUGCAUUGCUGCUCUUGCAUGGAAAACCCUUUACAAAUAGGGAAAAAGUAAACUUUAUGGUAUUUUAAUAUCAUCUAUUCUAAUCUAUAACUUGCCUGUUUAUAUAGAAGGCUUUGUGUUCUAAAGUAGUGUUAUCCUUUUAAGUAUUCUAUCUAUAUAAAAAGCAUUUUCAAACUGACAGUGUCAACUUGUCAAAAAAAUUAUAAUAAUAAUUUCCUGUGUAUAUGUUUCCAAAUUUUUGAUGGAUUUCUGUUACAUCAACUGUUACGUCAUACAUCUACAAACAUGCAAUCAUUUAGAGAAAUCACAGGGCACUACCUCAUAGACAAGUGACAAAUACGUGUCUAUACCUUUUUUUCCUUUAGAUCUGUGAACCUAAAUUCGUCUUUAGUACAAUAUAUUCUUCAUUCCUUCAGUUUCUAAAAUAAAGCAGUUCUUGCGCUCUUGUGACUAAGGUUAUUUUCCACACUUGCCCACAUGUCUAAAGACAGUAAGAGAGGGGUAGCCAACGUACCUUGUAUAUUUUGUAUGUAGGAUUUCUUCAUUCUGUAAUACGGUACAGAGAGUUACAGUUACAAAGCUUUUUUUUUGUGUGAAUGUUUUUGCAAAGGUAAACUUGCAAUUUUUUUCAAUAUUGUAAACCAGGAUAUGCAAAUUAAUAAUGAAAUAUAAUAUUGUAAAUAUAUCCAUAUAAGUGUAUCACUUAUUUUCUAGGUACCUGACUUCAUAUAAAAUGGUAUGUAUAAAGAAUCUAAAUAGAAUUUGACAACAUAAUAAAGUGGCUAUUUAAAUAUUGUAUAGAAAGGUUUUGGUUUAAUGUACUUUCUGAUGAAAACGAGGAACUGUAUGAUUUAAUGUUGUAAAUACUCUGAAUUUGAAAGUGCACUCCCAUCUGGCGGUAUAACAAAUGGCAGCUUAUAUUGUACUUGUGGAAAACAGAUGUACAUAUACCCCCAAAAAUAUUGUUUAUUGUGCAAGUCACUUGUGUCAAUAUACAAUCCUAAAAUAGGAAGAGUGUUACCAUCUCUUAGUAAGGGCUGUUUGGUUACGGUAUAGAUGCACCUGUAUAGAUACUGGUGUUAACCACCAUUAUCAAACAGUCAAUAUUUGUAGGAAGGUGCAAUGUAUUAGAAAAUUGUGUGCUAUAUAAUUAGUAUGUAGCAUUAAAAUUGAAUAGUUUCAUAAAGUCCCUGAGUGUGAUUUAUAAUAGACCUAUUUUAAUAUCUAGAUCUAAAAGAAGGCAUCUACUUAAUUAAAGGGACAUAGUACUUAUAUGCUAAAUCACUUGAAAGUGAUGCAGUAUAACUGUAAAAAGCUGAAUCACCUGAGAAUCUCUAUAUAAAAAAGGAAUAUAUAUUAUCUCAAAAUUUCUUCAGCUCACAAUAGUAAGUGCUCAGUGAACUGUUAUCCUUAAGCUACUGUCCAGCUUUCACUAAAAUCUCACAACAUUUUAUAGUAAACUUCCUUAAAGGGACAUUACACAGUAAAUAAAUGCUAUAUAAAAUAAUGCAUUCAAAGAAAAAAACUGACUGAGAAUAACACGUAGAUGUGUAUUUUAAAGUUGCAUUAGUGGUUUAAAUAUUGACAAAAUAAGUGUAAACUUUUAGUGUCUAUAAAGCAACGGGAGCUGCCAUGUUGUAACUUAAGUUACCUUCUCUGCUGUGGCCAAUUAGGGACAGUUAUAAAUAGGUCACUAGAGUGUGCAGCCAAUGGCUGUGUGGGAUAUAACAGUGUUCUGCAUUUCCAUUUCUAACAGGAACUGAAAAGCUCACAUGUUUCAGAAUGAAAUUACAGGAAAAUGGGACAAAAUAAUAAAUAUAUAUAUAUAUAUAUAUAUAUAUAUAUAUAUAUACACACAUACAGCCUUUUACAGAUAUGCUGCAUCACCUUCAAGUACUUUUAACAUUUGGGUAUCAUGUCCCUUUAAGUACUGCACUCUCAUAUUACUAAUGAUUGUAGAUUUAGUCUGCUCUUGAAUCCUAGGCCCUACUCUGUAUAUAAAUGGCUAUGAAUAGUAUCUUCUGCUUUAUAAUUCCCAUAAAAGGGAGUAAAAUGGAAACCAUUUGGAGUGAAUUAUGAACGAAACUUAUACAGCUAAAUGGGACUAAACUUUUAAACCAUUAUUUUAUCUUCUGCCUGGGUUUCAACACAUUUCAUAGCAGUGUGUGGUAGAUCCCUCCUGCACCAAAGGAGUUAAGAUAUAUAUAUAUAUUUUAAAACUUAACUCUGUCUAUUUUUGUACGUAAUUGUAAACAAUAUUUUUUAAAACGGCUGUUGCCAUUUUAUAAAAAAAAAAAAAAAAGACUGAAGUUUUUAUGUUUGGUUGUGUAACCUAUUUACAUACAUUGUAUUAUUCUAAUGUUAAUUAAAUUGCAUUACAUUCUAAUUCACAUAAACUGGUAAAAUAGCUCAGAUUAUUUUGUUUACACAAUACAAUGUGAACUCAAUUGUGUUAUUGACAUAUAAAACCUCCUGCUAUAUUAAAUGCUUCAUGAAAUGUAUUUUAUACAUUGUAAUUUAUAUAUAUAUAAAUAUAUUCUUGUAUUAUGCUUCUGUUACAUUCAAACACAAAUUCUGUUAAACUAUUAAAUAUCUGCUUUUGUUUGUUUUUAUUUGGGUCAGGGUAACUAUUUAUAAAAAACGAACAGUAGAAUUUCUUUGCAUUUCGUACAACCCAGCCCUACAUAGGGCUCGAGAAGGUUUCCCCAAUAAAUGUAUGGAAUCCAAAAUGUUUCUUUCGUGAUUCGGCUAAACCAGUCAAUUAAAAAAAAUCUGGUUUACUUUUAUUAUCAAA
This is a messenger RNA of Bombina bombina (fire-bellied toad), 9373 nucleotides long. RefSeq names its product rho GTPase-activating protein SYDE2. Lineage: Eukaryota; Metazoa; Chordata; Amphibia; Anura; Bombinatoridae. The transcript has 7 exons. Bases 188 to 4750 code for a protein of 1520 amino acids. Gene Ontology annotation, biological process: signal transduction. The record is from RefSeq and is a predicted model, not a curated record.